GAAUUUCCCGAGGGAAUGAAGGGCCCAGGUGAGAGUCCAAGGAGUGGACUAGGAGUGAGAGGCAGGAGACCUUCCUUCUGCCUUCAUUUCCUUCUGUAUUUAUGUUUCCGUGGAAUAGAAGACACUUUUUCUAGCAGCCACCACCACCGCCCCAGGCCGAGUCGGGAUCUGGACGCCACCGGAUGGAGAGCUAGCGCGCGGAGCCAAGGCGGCUGGCAGCCUCAGGUCUGCAGGACGCAAGUUGCCAAGGACGCAGUCGGCUCCACUAGGGGGCGCGCCUUCACGCACCCCAGCGACCUUCUUGCGUCCCGCGUCCUGCUGCGCUGGAGGCUGCCAGCUCUCACGCGCUGCCCGGAGCCUCUGGCAGCCACGGCGGGCGCUCCCAGCCGCCAGGAUGGGAGGCGAAGGGGCCACGUUCCCGCACCUCAAGACCUGUCCCGGUCACUCGGAACUCGGUACCUCUCCCGGCCUCCUUCAGACCUGCGAGGCUGCAGCCUUGCUCACCAGACCCACUUGGUCGGUGAGGUCGGGGCGACAGGUGGGCAGUUCGAGUUCGCCAGGGCAGGAGGUGGCGGCUCGGGUGCCCCAUCUCCGCGAACGCCAUCCGCCCUGCCCGCCCCGGUCAGCGCCGCGCAGCCCCCAGCUCCUCACGGGUUAAUCCCCCUCGCCGCCCGCUCGCUUUCCCGUGCCAAAGUGGGUGUUGCUGGAAUUUCUCUCUCCCUCUCCCGUAAUGAGGGGGCCGAGCUGUCCCUCCGAGGAGGGGGCAUGGUGUGGAUAAAAGAGACGAAAAACGGGGAGGUUUCCAAAAAUAAAACGUUCCGUUCCCCCCGCGGACGGCUGGUGCGUGGACUGGGCGCCAAGGUGCGGCGGCCGUGCGCCCGGGUGGAGCCCAGCGCGGACUCGAGGCUCAGGGCGCGCAGACCCCGCUCCGGGAGACCCGGGCGCCUGGGCCCCGGCCGGCCGCUCCAGGGCCCCCUAGACCAGAGGAAGCCGGCCGCCGCCGGUCCCGGAGCAAACGGCCAGGCGCACCCGCGACAAACCCCCACGCGGUCCCAGCGGCCACCGCUCUCCAGCUGCCGCGGAGCCAUGAGGCCGCCGCCCGCCGCCCGCUGCCCGGGGCGCGCCCCGUGGGCCCCCUGGAGGGCCUUCCUGCCGGUCGUUCUGGCUCUCCUGGCGGACAUAGGUCAUGCCCAGAGGAACUCGGCGGGGAGAUACGAGCCAGUUAGGGACGCCAGUCCACUGUGGCGCCCCGCGGGCAACCACCCCGCAGCGGUCGCAGCCAAGGUGUACAGUCUGUUCCGGGAGCAGGACCCGCCCGUCUCGGGCUCGCUGCCCGCGGAGCAGACCCGGCCGGCCUGGGGGAGCCCCAGGAGGCCCGCCGAGGCGGAGGCUAGGAGGUCGUCCCGCGCGCAGCAGCUGCGUCGAGCCCUGCCACCUGUGCAGACCCGGAGGAGCAGCCCUGCAGGCCCGCAGCAGCCCGCACCCCGGGCCCGGGUCGCACCGGCGCUCCCGAGCCUCGGGACCUCGCAGCGGCCGGGGGUUCCACCGCGAGGGCGGCUCACGGGGAGAAACGUCUGCGGGGGACAGUGCUGCCCGGGAUGGACGACCGCAAACAGCACCAACCAUUGCAUCAAACCUGUGUGCCAGCCACCCUGCCAGAACCGAGGCUCCUGCAGCCGGCCCCAGCUCUGCGUCUGUCGCUCUGGCUUCCGAGGGGCUCGCUGUGAGGAGGUCAUUCCCGAGGAGGAAUUUGACCCUCAGAACUCCAGGCUAGCCCCCCGACGUUCAGCUGAGAGGACACCCAACCUCCGCAGAAGCAGCACAGCCAGAGAAGGCCCUGAGGCCAGAACACAGGCCCUGGCACCACAGCUGUCACCAACUAGGACCCUGAGCGCGCUCAGCCAGACCCGCCCUUCCCAGCAGCAUGUGGGGCUGUCCCGGACUGUCCGGCGUUACCCAGCCACUGGCACCAGUGGUCAGCUGACUUCCAAUGCUCUGCCUGCAGGACUUGAGCAGAGGGAUGGUGCCCAGCAGGCAGCACAUCUGGACUACCUCUCAUCCCCCUGGGGGCUGAACCUCACUGAGAAAAUCAAGAAGAUCAAGAUUGUCUUCACUCCCACCAUCUGCAAGCAGACCUGUGCCCAUGGACGCUGCGCCAACAGCUGUGAGCGGGGUGACACCACCACCCUGUACAGCCAGAGUGGCCAUGGACAUGACCCCAAGUCUGGCUUCCGCAUCUAUUUCUGCCAGAUCCCUUGCCUGAAUGGAGGCCGCUGCAUUGGCCGGGAUGAGUGCUGGUGCCCCAGCAACUCCACUGGGAAGUUCUGCCACCUGCCUGCUCCGCAGCCGGACAGGGAGGCUCCCAAGAGAGGCUCCCGCCACAGAGGCCCGCUGGAAGGCCCCGUGCAGCAGUCCACCUUCAUGCUGCCACUCUCCAACCAGCUCGCUUCCGUGAACCCCUCCUUGGUGAAAGUGCACAUCCACCAUCCACCAGAAGCCUCUGUGCAGAUCCACCAGGUGGCACGGGUGCGGGGCGAGGCUGACGGGGCCCUGGAGGAGAACAGCGUGGAGACCAGAGUUCCACCCCGGCUCCCUGCCAGUCCCCAGCACAGACACUGGGACAGCAACAGCAUCCCUGCUCGAUCUGGAGAGCCCCCUCAGUCACCGCCUCAAGUGGUGUCCAGGCGUCAGGGGCCGCUGGGCCGGUGUUACCUGGGCGCUGUGAAUGGACAGUGUGCCAACCCCCUGAUGGAGCUGAUUUCCUGGGAAGACUGUUGCAACAGUGGUGUGGGAGCCUUCUGGGGAUUGACCUCAUGUACCCCAUGUCCGUGGAGAGCAACUUCCCUGAUGACUAAAGAUGGCCAGCUGGACUGUCCCCUGGGAUACUACAGACUGAAUGUCACUCACUGCCAAGAUAUCAACGAGUGCGUGAUCUCGCGCUUGUGCAAGGACUUGGAGUGUGUGAACACCAGAGGCAGCUACCUGUGCACGUGCAGACCGGGCCUGAUGCUGGAUCCCUCUCGGAGCCGCUGUGUAUCGGACAAGGCUGUCUCCAUGCAGCAGGGACUGUGCUACCGGUCACUGGGGUCUGGCACCUGUACCCUGCCUUUGGCCCAGAAGAUCACCAAGCAGAUAUGCUGCUGCAGCCGUGUAGGCAAGGCAUGGGGCAGCAAGUGUGAGAAAUGCCCCUUGCCUGGCACAGAGGCCUUCGGGGAGAUCUGUCCUGCUGGCCAUGGCUACACCUACUCCAGCUCAGACAUCCGUCUGUCCAUGAGGAAAGCUGAGGAGGAGGAACUGGCCAGGCCCUCGAGGGAGCAGGCACAGAAAAGCAGUGGGGCUCUGCCUGUGCUGGAAGAGAGGCAGCCACUGCAGGCGGUCACCAACACCUGGCUGGAGGCUGAGACCAUCCCUGACAAGGGUGACUCUCAGGCUGGCCAGGUCACCACCAAUGUCACCCACCCGUUUGCCUGGGUCCCAGUGGAUGCCAUUGGAAGAUCAACACCACCGCUGCCUGAACAGAGGGUUCCGGACACCCAGGAAGAGGAGCACAUGGCCCCUUCUGCUGAUGUGCUGGUGACCUCAGCUCCCCCAGGCACUGACAGAUGUGCUUCUGGAGCCACCAACAUCUGUGGCCCUGGAACUUGUGUGAACCUCCCGGAUGGAUACAGAUGCGUCUGCAACUCUGGCUACCGGCUGCACCCCAGCCAGGCCUACUGCACGGAUGACAACGAGUGUCUAAAGGACCCCUGUGCAGGAAGAGGGCACUGUGUUAACAGCGUGGGCUCCUACUCCUGCCUCUGCUACCCUGGCUACACACUGGCUACCUCAGCGGCCACACAGGAGUGCCAAGAUAUCGACGAAUGUCGUCAGCCUGGCACCUGUCCUGAUGGGAGAUGCGUCAACUCCCCGGGCUCCUACACUUGCCUGGCCUGUGAGGAAGGCUACAGGGGCCAGAGUGGAAGCUGUGUAGAUGUGAACGAGUGCCUGACCCCUGGGGUCUGUGCCCACGGACGGUGCAUCAACCUAGAAGGCUCCUUUAGAUGCUCUUGUGAGCAGGGCUACGAAGUCACCUCAGACAAGAAGGGCUGUCAAGAUGUGAACGAAUGUGCCAGCCGGGCCUCCUGCCCCAAAGGCCUCUGCCUCAACACCGAGGGCUCCUUUACCUGCACUGCCUGCGAGAGCGGGUACUGGGUGAAUGAAGAUGGCACUGCCUGUGAAGACCUAGAUGAGUGUACCUUCCCUGGAGUCUGCCCGGCAGGCGUCUGCACCAACACUGUGGGCUCCUUCUCCUGCAAAGACUGCGAGGAGGGGUACCGGCCUAGUCCCCUGGGCCGCACUUGUGAGGAUGUGGAUGAAUGUGAAGACCCCCACAGCAGCUGCCUGGGAGGCGAGUGCAAGAACACGGCAGGCUCCUACCAGUGCCUCUGUCCUCCGGGCUUCCAGCUGGCCAAUGGCACUGUGUGCGAGGAUGUGGACGAGUGCACGGGGAAGGAGCACUGUGCACCCCAUGGCGAGUGCCUCAACAGCCACGGGUCCUUCUUCUGUCUCUGUGCACCUGGCUUUGCCAGUGAAGAGGGGGGCACGAGCUGUCAGGAUGUGGAUGAGUGCGCAGCCGCAGACCCCUGUCUGGGCGGGCACUGUGUCAACACCGAGGGCUCCUUCAACUGCCUGUGUGAGGCUGGCUUCCGGCCCUCCCCAGAGAGCGGGCAGUGUGUGGAUGUGGAUGAGUGUGAGGACUACGCGGAGCCAGUGUGUGGGGCCUGGAAGUGUGAGAACAGCCCUGGCUCCUACCGCUGUGUCCCGGGCUGCCAGCCUGGCUUCUAUAUGGCCCCCACUGGAGACUGCAUUGACAUAGACGAAUGUGCCAAUGACACCGUGUGUGGCAGCCAUGGCUUCUGUGACAACACGGAUGGCUCCUUCCGCUGUCUCUGUGACCAAGGCUUCGAGACCUCACCCUCAGGCUGGGACUGUAUUGAUGUGAACGAGUGUGAGCUCAUGCUCGCCGUGUGUGGGGCUGCACUCUGUGAGAAUGUCGAGGGCUCCUUCCUGUGCCUCUGUGCCAGCGACAUGGAGGAGUACGACGCGCAAGAAGGGCUCUGCCGCCCUCGGGUGGCUGGAGCUCAGAGCAUCUCUGAGGCCCCAACAGGGGACCAUGCCUCAGGCCCCAUCCGCAUGGCCUGCUACUCUGGGCAGGAUGGCCAUCUGCCCUGCUCCAGCAUCCUGGGCCACAACUCCACGCAGGCUGAGUGCUGCUGCACCCAAGGUGCCCGAUGGGGAGACGCCUGUGACCUCUGCCCAUCUGAGGACUCUGUUGAAUUCAGCGAGCUCUGCCCCAGUGGGAAAGGCUACGUCCCUGUGGAAGGAGACUGGACUUUUGCACAGACCAUGUACACAGAUGCUGAUGAGUGUAUGCUGUUUGGGUCAGCACUCUGUCAGAAUGGCAGAUGCCUCAACACGGUACCCGGCUACAUCUGCCUGUGCAAUCCUGGCUACCACUACUCUGUCUCCCGUGGGCAGUGUGAGGAUCACAAUGAGUGCCAGGACAUGGCCUGUGAGAAUGGUGAGUGUGUGAACACAGAAGGCUCCUUCCACUGCUUCUGCAGCCCCCCGCUCACCCUGGACUUCAGUGGGCAGCGCUGCAUGAACAGCACCAGCGGCAUGGAGGACCUGCCUGACCAUGACAUCCACGUGGACAUCUGCUGGAAAAAAGUCACCAAUGACGUGUGCAGCCAACCCCUGCGCGGGCGCCAGACCACCUACACAGAAUGCUGCUGUCAGGAUGGCGAGGCCUGGAGCCAGCAGUGUGCUCUGUGUCCCCCCAGAAGCUCUGAGGUCUAUGCUCAGCUGUGCAACGUGGCCCGAAUUGAGGCAGAGCGGGAGGCCGGGGUCCACUUCCGGCCAGGCUAUGAGUACGGUCCUGGCCCAGAUGACCUGCACUACAGUCUUUAUGGCCCAGAUGGAGCCCCUUUCUACAACUACCUGGGUCCAGAGGACAGCGUCCUUGAGCCCCCCUUCUCCAACACGGCCAGAAACCCAGGGAGCCCCAGUCUGGUCCUCGAGCCACCCCUGCAGCCCUCCGAGCUCCAGCCCCAAUAUGUGGCUAGCCAUCCAGAUCCCCCAGCUGCCUUCGAAGGGCUUCAGGCAGAGGAGUGCGGCAUCCUGAACGGCUGUGAGAAUGGACGCUGUGUGCGCGUGCGGGAGGGCUACACCUGUGACUGCUUCGAGGGCUUCCAGCUGGAUGCAGCCCACAUGGCCUGCGUGGAUGUGAAUGAAUGCGAUGACUUGAAUGGCCCUGCUGCACUGUGCGCCCAUGGUCACUGCGAGAACACAGAGGGUUCCUACCGCUGCCACUGCUCCCCAGGUUUUGUGGCCAAGCCAGACCCCCCACACUGUGCUGCCAAGGAGUAGCAGUGAGGGUCCGUGUAGGCGGCUACCUGGAAAUGGCCUCCAGCCACAGGCAGAGGCGUUGAUGCGCUCCUAGCUGGGAAGACAUCAUGAUGACACCAGGCUGGGGUCCUGCAUCCCUGCUCCACUGGACUUUCCUGCUUCUGUCUAUCCCAGCUUAGGUUCUGGCUGAGCUUGUCAUUGCCUCCAUGCCCUCACUUGGCUCCAACACCACCAAAUGCUUCAGUGCUUCAGCCACGGGCCACAAGGCCCAGCCCACCACCUGUCCUGGCCUUGCUAUGGGAUGCUAUCAAAGACGGCCCCCUCCCCCACCCCCCAAGUUGUGCAAACAUGAAAGUUCCAGUGGCCUCACACUGUAGGCACCUCUUUCCAGCUAUGAUCCACCUAUCUCAAUGACUCUGCAGCUGGGACAGAAGCUACAUGUGCCCUGGGGUGGUCCUUCAGAAUCUGAGGAGCAAGAAAAGAUUUGGGAGUUUGGGGGAUGACCGCCCAGCCAGUCUGGUCUGGGCCCAGUUUUUGCCACAUCUUCAUCCUGUAGCCAGUUCUGUGGCCCUGGGGGAAGGACAGAAGAUCCUUUUAUCUCUGAAGCAAGACUGAUAUUAGCUUGCUAAGAGACACCAAUAAAGAGGAGCAAAGAGCUGGAGAAAGCAGCAAGAGAGCAAUAUGAAAAUGUGGGGAGCUGAUACUGAAGAGGGGGCCAAGGCUUCUACAAGUCUAAGGAAAUACUCAGUAGUUCUGGGUAUUCAAAAUUCACCCAGCAACAGCCCCUGCGCACUUACAGCAAGGGCUGCCACAAGAAUACUCAUCUCUAAAGAUCUUUAUUAAAUAUACACACUUCUUACAGGAAAUAAAUCUCUACUGGACUCUUUUUGGUGAAAGCCAGUUUGCUCUGCUAACAAUAAAAAGGUCUAUUUUCUAGUGUGAUCUUGUUUGGAGGAAGAUUUCCAAUCUUUUGCUUCUCUGUGCUCAAAGCCUGGGCCCAUCCUCUUCAGAAAAUGGAUGUCUGGGGUCCCUCUGGGCUUUCCAAUCCAGGCUAGCUGGGAGUUCAGAAUCACAGUAAAGAAAUAUACAUCCUGACUCUUCUGUUUCCUGUUUUUAUUUCACAUUAGACCAAUUUUCCUUACCGUGUUGGCUAAGUCUAAAAAUCACAGGUGAGGCCAGCUCUGCCAGUAGUAUACUAUUUGGUUCCAAUGGGAAAAAGUUCUUUACUAUUCAAAGGAGAAUUCUAUUUCUGAUGAAAAGCAAUGUAAACAAGGUGGCAUGUGACCAGAGAUGGAGAUGCUACUUUCUUAAUCUGUCCUGUCCUUCCUGCUGUUCUGAUUGUUGGCCAUUACAUAAUUUAUUGAAGGCUUGUCACAUGCCAGGCGCUGUGUUGAGUGCUGUGCACAAAUUUCACUUAGUCAUUCAAUGAUCCUACUUCUUAGUUUUAUUCCCAGUUUACUGCUGAGGAAAUUGAGGCAUAGAAAGUUUAGAUAAUUUGCUCUAAGUCACUAGAGUAGUAGAGAUGUUUUUGGAAGACAAAAACAUGAUUUUACACAUGUGAAACUAUUCUUUCAUUAAUAAUAACAGAAAUGUAAUUUUUAAAAUGCACAGUGAUACACUUUUUAAAGAUUAGUGAAGAUAAAAACUGUUAAGACUCAAAGUUGCAAGCAAGCAUCUAGGGAAACAGACUCUCAUAAAGCUGAUGGGAGUUUAAAGUGGCACAACCUUUCAAGAGGACAGUAUGACAGUGUUUUCAAAACUGUAACAGUAGGGGGCUGGGGAUUUAGCUCAGCGGCAUAAGCGCCUGCCUUGCAAGCAGGUCGUCGUGAGUUCGAUCCCCGGUACCGAUAAAAAUGAAAAAGACAAAAAAAAAAAAAAAAACUGUAACAGUACUAACUUCAAGCAAUUUAAUUUUUAGAUGUUAACUUCCUCACCAAAUGUGAAAUGACAUGUGUAAAAGGUUAUUUAUUGUAGUAUUUUUGUAAUAGCAGAAGAUUGGUUGCUGUGGAACCAAACAAAAAAAGGUCUAAUGCCUUCCUAGGAAAGAUCCAAAAUGGACUAAGAGAAAAGGGGAGGUUAUUCAGUAGUGUGUAACAUAUGCUGCUAUCUGUCAAAGAGAAGUGGGUAUCUGUUAACUGCGUCCUUGCCCCUCCACCUCACACCCAUCAUUCAUAACAUACCCUGCUGUUCCCACCGCCCGUCCCCAACUAACACUGCCCACUCAAUCCUUCUAGACACACUGCAUGUGUGUGCACAUUUUUUAUUAAGAAUCCAAAUGGUAUAUUAUGCAUGCUGUUCUGUAUUGUUUUCACUUUAUACUUACACAUAAAGAAUUGUCUCAUUCUACUUCAUAACUGUACACCAUUCUAUUGAAUGGAUAAACUGUAAUUAAUCAAUUCAUUGACAUAGAUGUCCAUUUUUUUUUUCUUUUUGCUAAUAAUGCUGUAAUGAAUAUCCUGUGCAUGUUAUUUCAUGUUGUAUUUUGGAUAAAUUCUUUAAAACAAUUGUGGUUGUGAGGUGACAGGGUGGAUAGGAACAACAUUGGGAGACUUUUCACUGUAAGCUCUUUUGUGUCUUGUUAAACUUGUAUUAUUCAAAAAAUAAAAUAUUUUUAAAUACA
Messenger RNA from Cavia porcellus (domestic guinea pig), 9007 nucleotides. It is a transcript of the gene Ltbp2, whose product is annotated as latent transforming growth factor beta binding protein 2. NCBI's taxonomy places the organism in Eukaryota, Metazoa, Chordata, Mammalia, Rodentia, Caviidae. Gene Ontology annotation, molecular function: calcium ion binding. The record is from RefSeq and is a predicted model, not a curated record.